AUGAAGAACGCUUUGCGCCUACUUUUCCACCAGACAUUUGCUAUUGUCUGGGUCGUCGCCUUAGUUCUUCUAGGCUGGGGAGGCCUAUGCAUCGUCACCGGCUCCAGAUACCCCAUCUUGGUUGUAACAUCGGAGUCAAUGGAGCCUGCCUUUCAACGUGGUGAUCUCAUCUUUCUUUGGAACCGCGACCAAGUCAUUCAUACCGGCGAUAUACCGGUUAUAUGGGUUCCAGGGAAGCCCCUACCAAUGGUCCAUCGGGUAAUCACAGUCAACUAUGAGGUAGAAACGAAUGGGCAUCUCAAACAGAUGAUAUUGACGAAAGGCGAUAAUAACGCCAUUGACGACAGCUUCAUGUAUUUGCCCGGACGACCAUUUGCCCUCCGCGAAGAAGUUGUCGGCUUGGUGUGGGGGUAUGUUCCCAAACUUGGGUGGGCCAGUUUGGUUCUACAAGGUGGUCUUUGGAGAUGA
Molecule: messenger RNA, 468 nt
Organism: Penicillium coprophilum
Lineage: Eukaryota; Fungi; Ascomycota; Eurotiomycetes; Eurotiales; Aspergillaceae
Gene: sec11
Product: signal peptidase complex catalytic subunit SEC11
Exons: 2
Coding region: 1-468 (155 amino acids)
Cellular component (GO): signal peptidase complex; membrane
Molecular function (GO): serine-type endopeptidase activity
Source: RefSeq, a predicted model, not a curated record